Messenger RNA from Planococcus citri (citrus mealybug), 3025 nucleotides. RefSeq lists its product as uncharacterized. NCBI's taxonomy places the organism in Eukaryota, Metazoa, Arthropoda, Insecta, Hemiptera, Pseudococcidae. The record is from RefSeq and is a predicted model, not a curated record. Bases 214 to 2862 code for a protein of 882 amino acids. Gene Ontology annotation, molecular function: protein binding. The transcript has 3 exons.
UUAAUGAUAACUGAGUGAUAAAACACAAUUUUGGAGAUUUCCAGCAGGUAUCGCGAGUGUAUAAUGUUGUUUAUUGUGUAGAGAAUUGUAUGAUAAUUGAUAAGUUGAUAGCCGGCUUGUGAAUUGUGAAACACACUUGAAAUUAAUAUUCAAGUACUUCUAGUCUACAAUAAUUACUCUAUUAUAUGGCAGAAAGAAAGAUUCGUGAAAAGCAUGAAUUCCGAAGACGAUUCAGAAUCAACAGUUGCUCAUCAAGAAGCGAAAAAUUUGGUGAGAAGUCAGUUUUACGAUGUCAUGGUGAAAGUGGAUACAGACGUUUAUUGUCUAGAUAAAUUACAACUGGCCUGGAAAUCGUGCUACUUUGAAAGACUAUUGAUCGAGUAUUCUGACCAAGGAGAAUGCAAUUUGAUAGAGCUACCGUUAAUGGAUACAGAAACAUUCUCUUCGGUAGUUGAUGUAAUAUAUGGACAGCCACUGGCAUCUAUAUUAAACAACGAAAAUUUUAUUACCUUGUUGAUAGCUAUGGAUUACUUGCAAAUGGAGAUUGAUCUGGAAACUUACGGUCAUUUCUUACAAAGCAAUUCGGUCCUAGAUGUGAAAGUAUUCAAACUGUACGACUUCGUUCAAGAGAAUCCAAAUUUGCGGUGCUUGUUACCACACGUUUUGAUAUAUUUAUCUAAGCACUUGGCGGGUUUGCGGAGUCGCGAAGAGUUUUUAUCUUUACCACUUGACGAUAUUAUUCAAAUAAUUGUUUCAAGAGGAAUGUCCCCAAACGAAAAGGUGAUGCGUGAAAUUUGUCAAAUUUGCGCAGAAUGGAUCCAUUACGAUUUAGAAAACAGACUUACUCAUGCAACGAAGCUUGUAAAUGCUGCUAAACGAAGAUUUGUGUAUGCUAACGGUAUAAAGGAUGUAGAUUUCAACGCAAAACUGGCCCAUGUCGCCGAGCAUAUGAAGCUAGAACAAAUUGCGAAACUAUUUCACAAGUUCUUGGUUUUUAAUGGCGAUAUCAAUACGGCUGGUCAGGAGUUGCUUAAACUUAGAGCCAAAAAAAAUGAAACCACAAUUGGUGUUGAAAAAAACGAGCGAAAAAAAUUGGAAAAACUUCUAGAAAAUGGUUAUUUCUACGAUAUCGCUGUCAAAGUUGAAGAAAAAAUUUACAAACUCCAUCGAUUCAAAUUAAAUUCAGCGUCCGGAUACUUCGCCGAUAUUUUUUCUGCUGAAAGCUUCAACACAGACACUCAAUGCGCAGAAGUAACAACCCAGCGACCAAUUAAAGAUAACGAGUAUUUACUCCGCGAUGUCGAUCAAACGACAUUUGAAAUGAUCAUCGAGUAUAUCUAUUUUGGAAAACUGCAAUUAACAUGUGAAACUAUAACUCGUGUAUUGAAAGCUGCCGCUGCCAAUAAUUUGAGAAUUGAGAAAUUAUUCGAUAAAUGUAUAUCGUGGAUAAAAGAGAACAUCGAAGAAAUUUGUUCCAAAGUCCUAAUCAUUGACGAAUGUAUUUGUAGAUCAUGGAUCGAGGAAAAUGUUGAAGAAAUUUGUUCGGAAGUUUUAAUCAAACCUGAAAUGAUCAACACGUUUCCGAUCUGUUCCAUUUCAUUCGAUAUGUUGGAAAAUUUACUCUUGUCGUCUCCAGUUUGCUGUGAUAAUCCGCAAAAAAUCGUCGAGAUAUGUGCCAAAUGGGUUAUGCAUGAUGUAAAAAAUCGAUAUCAUCUGAUACCUCAAAUCGCCGUUGAUAUUAAUCACAAUCGCAUGGUAGAGUACGAUGAUUAUAAAAUAGAAGAAAUUGCGGAUUUACACAAUCUCACAGAGCAACAUAUCCGAGUUAAAUUAUGGAAUACUUUAAGUUCAACUUCACUGGUUCCUCCUGCUACAAAUAAUAUUUCAAGAAAAGGUAGGGGUAGUUUUUCGAAAAUACUACCUGUGUUUGUAGCGUCGACCGGUGACAUGACCGUUCGUAUUCUAAAUGUUGAUUUAAAUGAAAUCGCAUCAUUUAGUUUCUUUUCAAUUAUUAGCACUAACGAGCCCAAAGAUAUUGAGCUUAGAAAUACGUACUUUAAAGUAUCUGCGACUUCAAUCAGGGAUAAUUUAUUCGUUAUGUUCACUCCGGAUUAUUAUUCUCGUCUGUUUUAUGUGUACAAUUCAACCUCGAAAGAAUUACGCUCCUUGAAUUGCUUUCGAAAGAAAGUAGCAUCGAUAUUGUGCAAAUAUUCGCUGUUGAAUUGUCGCGACCAAGUUUACUGUUGUUUUGAAAAUGGUCAAGUAUUCAAGUAUUUGGUCGAAAUGAACCGAUGGAUGAUAUUUUCAAAGGCGCCGGCAUCUGUUGGUGGAAAUGGUAAGCGUGUAUGGUUCACGAGUCAUGGGAAUGAAUUGUAUAGGAUGUAUAAAAAUGAGGAGACACGGUCGACUUACGUGAUAGAAGAAUUCAAUUUCCAACAAAACGUAUGGUUGUCUUUGCCACAUUCGUCAUUUACUCCGGCGACGCAAUCAUCGUACGAUACUCCAAUCGGUCUAAUCAGCAUUAAUGCUGGUGAUAUACUAGCUGUGAUAUUCCCUUCGUACCUCCGGUUAUUUGACUUGAGUACAAGAUCAUGGCGUGAAAUCUCUUUAGCAGGCGAUGUUGGGCCUACGUCGUCGAAUCGAAAGCCAGUUUUUGCCUUAGUUCAGUGUCAAGGCGAACUUUUACGUGUGUUCUGCGACAAAAUAUAUUAUUGGUCUGGUAGAAAUGGAAGAUGGGUGUUGAAAAAAGAAUUACCCGAGAAAUCUCAUUUACCAGAUGGUGUUUUGGAUAGGCCUACCUCUUUUAAGCAUAUUACUGCUGUUCAUGGAUGGGGUCAUCAUCAAAAGCGUGUAAAUUUGUGAUUUACUAAUGAAUACGUUGUUUUUUCUGAUUAAUUAUUUAUGGAAAAGACUGAUUUAAUUAUAAUUUAAUAUUCUGCAUUACCUGAUCUAUGUAAUUUGUUCUCCAGAGUCCAGACUUUUAAAAAUGCUCAAAUAGGUAAUCUACGAAUAAAUAUUUUUUGUG